AUGAGUGGGGGCUGGAACACAAUUGAAUCCGAUGCGGGCGUGUUCACAUCGCUGAUAGAGAACCUGGGCGUCAAGGAUAUUCAGUUUGAAGAGCUCCUCACCCUGGACCCUUCGGAGCUGCUUGCGCUGCAGCCCGUCCACGGUGUCAUCUUCCUCUUCAAAUACCCAACCGACAAGCCCUAUGCCACACCCGACGGUCCUAUUGAUGGUACGUUUGAUCAUGCCGCCUCAGACAAGAUAUUCUUCGCCGCGCAGACGAUACAAAACGCGUGCGCGACGCAGGCGCUGCUCAGCGUGCUGUUGAACCAGACGGGCGACUCCUCCGACACUGCCGCCGCCGACACUGUCGACAUUGGCGAGAAGCUGCGCGACUUUCGCGAUUUUACCAUGGUACUGCCCCCCGAGUUCCGCGGCGAGGCGCUGAGCAACUCGGACCUCAUCCGCGAGGUGCACAACAGCUUCGCGCGCAGCGCGCCCUUUGUCGACGAGACGCAGCGCGACCCCAACGCCGAGACCGAGGAUGCCUUUCACUUCGUCGCGUACACGCCCGUCGACGGCACGCUCUACGAGCUCGAUGGCUUGCAGCCGGCACCCAUUGCGCACGGCGCUUGCUCGCGCGACGAUUUCCCGCGCAAGGUGGUAGACGUGCUGCAGCGUCGUGUCGCCCGCUACGAGACCUCGGAGAUUCGCUUCAACCUGCUGGCCAUGUGUCGCGACCUGCGUGUGCGCGCCCGCGCAUUUGGCGAUGCUGAGCUGCUGGAAACAGAGGAGCGCAAGCGCCGCGCGUGGCGCUUUGAAAACGCCCUUCGCCGCCACAACUUUGUCGGCUUCGCGGGCGAGGUGCUCAAGGGCGUGGCUGGCGAUCGCCUUCGUGCGGGUGGCGACCAGGCUGUUGAGACGUGGGUGAGCGAGAGCUUGGAGAGGAGAGUGGCGACCGAGAAGGCGGCGAGAGCAAGAGCGGGCGAUGGAGAUGUCCAUAUGAGCUAG
Molecule: messenger RNA, 987 nt
Organism: Cordyceps militaris CM01
Lineage: Eukaryota; Fungi; Ascomycota; Sordariomycetes; Hypocreales; Cordycipitaceae
Product: ubiquitin carboxyl-terminal hydrolase 2
Exons: 3
Coding region: 1-987 (328 amino acids)
Biological process (GO): ubiquitin-dependent protein catabolic process; protein deubiquitination
Cellular component (GO): cytoplasm
Molecular function (GO): cysteine-type deubiquitinase activity
Source: RefSeq, a predicted model, not a curated record